Aspergillus terreus NIH2624 is the source of this 1461-nucleotide messenger RNA. Its product is annotated as pepsin-like aspartic protease. The coding region runs from base 1 to 1461 and encodes 486 amino acids. The transcript is spliced from 3 exons. Gene Ontology annotation, biological process: proteolysis. Lineage: Eukaryota; Fungi; Ascomycota; Eurotiomycetes; Eurotiales; Aspergillaceae. Gene Ontology annotation, molecular function: aspartic-type endopeptidase activity. The record is from RefSeq and is a predicted model, not a curated record.
AUGAAGUGGGCAGCGUGGCAUUGUUUACUCGCCGCUUCUCUGCUUUGGCAGAACACGGAGGCCCUCACCCUUCAUAGGAGAGAACUCCCUGCGGUUGUUUCUCUCGAUAUCAAGCGCAAAGAUGUCUCAGACCCUGUUGCGAGGGAUCGGGUAAGGCGGAAGCGGGACAAGACCGUCUCGCAAGCUCUGGACAAUGAGGAAACGCUUUACUUCUGCAAUAUCACCCUCGGCACUCCACGGCAAAGUCUACGCCUGGUUCUAGACACUGGAAGCAGCGAUUUAUGGUGCAAUGCUGCAAAUUCGACGCUAUGUGAAUCCUCCAGCGACCCGUGCAGCGCCUCGGGGUCAUAUAAUCCAGACAAAUCCUCGACUUAUAACUUUGUAUCGUCGGACUUCAACAUUUCGUAUGCAGACGGGACCGGUGCUGCCGGAGACUAUGUCACCGAUACUCUACAUAUUGGCGGGGCCACUAUUAAGGACUUUCAGUUCGGGGUCGGGUAUUACUCCGGCUCUUCGGAGGGCGUUCUAGGAAUUGGAUACCCGUCCAAUGAAGUACAAGUCGGUCGCCUCGGCAAAUCGUCCUACCCAAACCUCCCGCAGGCAAUGGUGAAAAAUGGCCUGAUCCGAUCGAAUGCAUACAGCCUCUGGUUAAACGACUUGUCAGCCAGCACCGGUUCGAUCUUGUUUGGGGGCGUCAACAAGGCAAAAUACCACGGUGAACUCCAAACUUUACCAGUUCAACCCGUCAAUGGUGGCUAUUCGGAGCUCCUCAUCGCACUGACCGCCGUUUCCAUCAAAUCCGAUUCAGACAGUCAGAACUAUACGUCGGAUGCCCUGCCCGCCGCCGUCCUCCUCGACAGCGGGAGCUCUCUGACUUAUUUGCCCAACUCUAUUGUUGAGGAAAUCUACAAUAACCUCGGUGUGGUUUACGAAUCGUCUAGUGGGGUGGGGUUCGUGAAAUGCAGCCUGGCGGAAAGCAGUGUCAAGCUCAGCUAUACCUUUUCGUCGCCCACUAUCAAUGUUGGUAUCGAUGAGCUUGUCAUCGAUGCAGGCGACAUUCGGUUCCGAAACGGUGAUAGGGCAUGUAUCUUCGGGAUUGCUCCGGCAGGAAGUAGCACUGCUGUUCUCGGUGACACGUUCUUGCGGAGUGCGUAUGUUGUGUACGACUUGGCCAACAAUGAAAUCUCCCUGGCCAACACAAACUUCAACUCGACAGACGAUGACAUCGUGGAAAUCGGGACUGGCGACGAUGCAGUGCCGGGAGCCACCAACGUCGCCAACCCCGUCACCUCUGUUGUUGCUGAUGGCUCGGGCGCUAGAAUUGGAGGCCCAACGGGGGGAGUCUUCACUGAUCUACCAUCGGCAACAAGCUCAGGCGCCGCGGCACCGGCAGGACCAACGGGCUUCCCAGCGCACCUGGCUUUUGGUGCGGCGGCUAUUGGAUAUGUGUUGGCUGCUUGA